Molecule: messenger RNA, 2514 nt
Organism: Prorocentrum cordatum
Lineage: Eukaryota; Dinophyceae; Prorocentrales; Prorocentraceae
Source: the annotation of a GenBank genome assembly
AGCAACAUAACCACACACGAAGGAUUCUCCUCCUCCCCAUCUUCUUCCUCACCGACGCCACUGAUGGUGAGGGGGCCACCCGGCAAAGCGCGAGGGCAGCGGCCAAUCUCUCGCGCUGGCGCCCGCCCUACUUACACACCCAUCGCGCUGCUCGUGCCGGCGCGGCCCGCAUGGCCCGUACUGCUGGAGAGGCUCGCGGCAACAGGAGUUGAGGGCGAACAACUCACGCUCGAUCCGCUGCUCAUGCUCGUCAAUGAAGACCUCCCUGGAGACUCCGCAUUGCUCCGACUGCUCGUGCUGCUGCGACGGCCAAAGGUCAGCAACAACUGAUGGCGCAUGUCCCAUGGAACGUGGCGCCCCGCUUGAGGGUGCCCCCCGUGUCAGGCUGCUGUACCCUUAUCGUCUCGGCCAACCUGAUGCGAAGCAGCGCAUCAUCAAGAUACUUGUUGACUUGGGCUUGGUCCAUGGCUUCGUAAGCACCUAAUCAACCGCAGCCGCAUCAAUUGUUGGACCCAGCGCCGGUGACAGGAAUCCACACCGGCUUGCCCAGGACCACGGACUUCUCCAAUGUCGCCCAGAGCUCCAGCGAAUCAUCCGUGCAACUGGUGCAACCAAACGUACCUGCUUCAGCAGCGACCUUGCCGACAGGACACCGUGUGCACUCGCUGUUGCCGGACGAAGAUUUGAACGUGCCCAGCUGGCGCAGCUUGCAGACAGUCCGGCCAGGAGACUCUUGGGAGAAUCGGGCCGGGCACGAGGAGCACGCUCUCUGCCGGGAGACGCCCGCGAAGACGCUCUCGGCUCGUGGCUCGCACCAGUCGCACUCGGCGGCGGCGGUGAGGCUCCCUGGGCCAGCCUCGUUCACUAAACCUUGGCCUGGGUUGCAACCGAGCUGCUGCCCUGGCAGCCACUAAGUGCCACAGCGCCUGGCUCUCGCGCACCCACUACGCACGCCAGGUCCAAGAUCUCCUCCCCGUCGUCGCUCCUCUUCAGCAUUGCAGUCAUGCUGCUCUCGGGCACCCUGGAGCUUCCUGGCGAGGAGCGCGGCGUCGCCCGCGAUGUCGCUGAAACCCCUGGCCAUGAGCUUCUAGAACGGGAUGGACUGUCACUGGGAGAAGUCGAGCCCCUGGAACUCGUACUGCUGUUCUAUUGCACGGCGGGACUGCAACGACCUGCAUGCUGCUGUUCAUGGACAUCACGAUCCAACAAGCUGCGCUGAACCAAUGUUCUUCCACUCGCAGUUCCAGCCGCAGUCCCCGCGAGUGUUCGCGACCGCGAUAGGCAUGUUGAAAGAUGUAGCAUCUUGCAUGAUCUGGCUCCCCCAGAAACUGUGCGUGACGACAGGGAUGCACGUCAACGCUGCAUGGCGGCACAAAUCAGGAGCGAUCUCGGUGUUGCAGCCGAGGGCCUCCUCCGCACUAAUCUUCACAAGCGGGCGCAGGCCUGGAAAAUGACGGCCACGGCGCCCUCUCGAGAACCGAAAACGGACAAUUCACGAAUCGACGUGUCAGGGUGGGGGUUCUGUCCGACCCCGAGUGAUCACUUUAGAUAAGGCCCAGCAGGCGUUCAGCAGGCCGAGGGGCAUAUUCUGCCCCCCCGAGGCGAUGACAUCCUUGCGUUGGUUCGGGAGCUUCGGGCUCUUGCCUCCAGGACCCUGGCCGCCUGGCAGCCAGGCCACCAGGCUCGACACGCUCGCCGGAGCCACUGCGCCGAGGAGGUCGAGCACAAACCUCCUCCAGAGGAAGAACAAAACCGCACAAACAUAAACUUUCGACGCUCCGCGCGGACUUCUUAAACCUGCGCCGGGCCCCCUCCAUGGCGCGCGCGCGCCAGAGGAAGAACCUCGUCUAGAGGAAGAGCAAAACCGCGCAGACACAAACUGUCGACGCUCCGCGCGGAUUUCUUAAACCUGCGCCGGGCCCCCCUCCCUGGCGCGCGGAGCGCGACAUGGGCGGCGCCGGAGGCGCCGCCAGGGCCGCGGCAUGCUCCCAUGCACUGGCUGGAUUCAGAGACACGUGUUAAGCACGCUCGGAGGGCGCGAGGCUGCACGGCCCCAGAUCAGCUCUGUGGACACGCAGCACCCAGGGAAAAAUAUCUAUGAAAAUUAAACAGCCUCGAACGUAUCCCCAUCCCUAAGAUUAACAAGCCAAAAGUCGACGACAAUCUUAGGGAUGCGCCCUCAGAAACGGAGGGAAUCCCUAAGAUCGGCAUCGAGAUGAGGCGAUGCCAAUCGUAGGGAUAGGGAAAUGUUUCAGGCUGGUGAAAAAAUGCUUGAGACAGAAUGGCUACGGAUAUCGCAAUUGCGUGUUUGUCAGCUGGUUGCUUUCCAUUCCCGCGCUGAUCGCUCCCCCUGCAUGUGGCAGGAUCGGUCAACGUCGCAAAUUGAACCGGAUCGGCCCCGCCAGGAUGCGCAACAGCGCCAUGCAAACAUCGGCCAGCAUCGGAUCCUCGGAAGAUCGAAAAUCCGAAUGGAUCGAACUUGCCAAAUCUAAUCGAUCGGAUGGAAAUGGACCC